This is a messenger RNA of Pyricularia oryzae 70-15, 180 nucleotides long. RefSeq lists its product as uncharacterized. The record is from RefSeq and is a predicted model, not a curated record. Bases 1 to 180 code for a protein of 59 amino acids. NCBI's taxonomy places the organism in Eukaryota, Fungi, Ascomycota, Sordariomycetes, Magnaporthales, Pyriculariaceae. The transcript is spliced from 3 exons.
AUGUGGGACCAUCUGCCAGGGGGGCGGGCUGGGACUGGUGCGGGCGGGUUGCCAAGUGGAAAGAAAGGAUGCCAGCCGGAGGGUCAAGACAAAUCCGUAAGGUACAAACAAUGGCAUGUAUACCUGAGGCACUGCUACUUGGACUACUACGCUGGGCAGUGCGCCACCUUUGCCAACUAA